AUGGCCGAGAUUCGACGCAAGCUCGUCAUCGUCGGCGAUGGUGCCUGCGGUAAGACCUGUCUGCUCAUUGUCUUCUCAAAGGGCACCUUCCCUGAGGUCUAUGUCCCUACCGUCUUCGAGAACUACGUUGCCGAUGUCGAGGUUGAUAACAAGCACGUCGAGCUUGCUCUUUGGGAUACGGCUGGCCAAGAAGAUUACGAUCGCCUCCGUCCUUUGUCAUACCCCGACUCGCACGUCAUUUUGAUCUGUUUCGCCGUGGACUCGCCCGAUUCGCUUGACAACGUCCAGGAGAAGUGGAUUUCCGAGGUUCUCCACUUCUGUCAAGGCCUUCCCAUCAUCCUUGUUGGCUGCAAGAAGGAUCUGCGCCACGACCCUAAGACCAUCGAAGAGCUCACCAAGACCUCUCAGAAGCCCGUUACCCCUGAGCAGGGUGAGGAAGUCCGCAAGAAGAUCGGCGCCUACAAGUACCUUGAGUGCUCUGCCCGCACAAACGAGGGUGUUCGUGAGGUCUUCGAGGCCGCCACCCGCGCUGCUUUGCUGAAGGCCCAGAAGAAGCCCAAGAGCGGCAAGAAGUGUCUGAUCCUGUAA
Molecule: messenger RNA, 588 nt
Organism: Penicillium maclennaniae
Lineage: Eukaryota; Fungi; Ascomycota; Eurotiomycetes; Eurotiales; Aspergillaceae
Gene: rho1
Product: Rho family GTPase RHO1
Exons: 5
Coding region: 1-588 (195 amino acids)
Biological process (GO): small GTPase-mediated signal transduction
Molecular function (GO): GTP binding; GTPase activity
Source: RefSeq, a predicted model, not a curated record